UCACAAAGUAUGCGCCAGCAUCGAAUGACUCGUGGCACGCGCAGGGAGCGCGCGUCUUGUAUGCGCACGAUCUCGACCGUUAGAAAAUUGCGCCAUUUUUUAGUUGCCGAAUGCGAUUGAAUUGUUUAGCGGAAGGUAGCCGCGUACGGUGGGCGUGCUGAGGACGAUUCAGGUUGUUUGUAACGUGGUGCUACGUGAAAUUAGUAAGCAGGUCUCCGCCUGCGGUCCGCUCGCCGACAACAACAAUAAUUCAUCCACGUGUGCGACUUCGUGACGAUCCGAGCGUCAUCAAAGGGCAAGCGGAAUUGAUCAUCGAUCGAAAUAACGAGCAACGAGAAGGCUCAUCCGUGGCUCGUGUCUGCAGGUUAUAGUCCGAGCUGGAGACGUCGUGACGGUGCAAACCGGAUUGUUUUAGUCGGGAUCGCAAUUAUUCACCACGUCGGACAAAAUGUCGGUGGACACGCUGACCGAUUCCGAGCUGCGGACCAAACUGAUGGAAUACGGCUACCCGGUAGGGCCGGUGACACAGACGACUCGUAAGAUACUCGCUAAAAAACUCAAGAACCUCAUGGAUACCCACGGCGCCGUCGGAUCCCGGCAUUCGUUGGCCGCAAGAUACAGCAGUGACGACACUGACGAUGAUACCAACACGAAUGCCAUCAAAAAGAAGAAGAGUGCAUCAAACUUGCGUCGGCAGACACUGGCAAAUCCUAUGCCGCCACCUUCUUCGAUAACCUCUGACAGUGUAAAUACAACGAAGAAUCUGGUAAAGGAGAAUUUGUCGCCACCUCAUUUGGAAUUUAAGGAUCCAUCAGUAGUAGGAACGACUGUAGGUUAUGAGUGCAGUCCAGCUACUUCCGCGACGCGCACAACUUCGAAAACUGUUCAAAACAGAUUUGUUAGGACACAGAAGUCCUCUACCGUAUCCGACGGCCUGGAUACUGGAUCGGAUUCCGACGUCAUGGAGGAUGCAACAAGCACAUUAGCCGCACGUUCCAAGUACCUAUCAAACACCAACAGACUAUACGAUUCUCAUAGAACACACGAUCGCGGACUGACGUACGAACUCGACCAUACAAAAACCAAACCGGCUCACAUGACGACCAAGGACGCCAAAUAUAACGUAAACCCCAUGAAAUCUAGCAUUACCACGAUGCAAUCUUUGAAGGAUGAUAUUAGCAGGGACAGUGCAAAUCAAAGAGAUCUUCUCGCCAACUACGAGACUCCGUUUUUAUCAGAGUUCACGAGGAGACUCAGUUCACGAUCGCUGAUAAACACAUCGCCAACGCCAUUGUCGAGCUUAAAGAGCCCUACAUUGCGCAAUACACUGUCUGGUUUACCAGAGGUAAAGGAGAAAGACUCGAACGGUCAUUUUUCUUCCUUAAGGACAACGUACUCAACGUCAAAUCCCAGACAAAUACUGUUUAGCACAAGAUACAAUGCAUCGUCGUCCGUCGACAGAGUUCGAGACAUUAUAAGUAGACCGACUUAUAAGCCGUCAGCGACAAGCAACCGAGAGGACGUACGAAACUAUCAGAAUAUCAUAUCGAUGGUCCUCGUGAUAGUGCUCGCUCUAUUCUUCGGAGUUAUCGCAAUAAUAUAUCUGGGACUUGGUGGGAAAACUGAAUCACUACCGUCACUCUCAACGGAUAACAACAUACCGCAAUGUUUUCAACGUACCGAUGGAGCUCCCGAUCUUAGAAAACCUGGAGUAAAUUGUAUAAUGAAGAAAAACAUAGAAUCCGUGUUGCAACUGUUAAGACUUCUACAGCCUCUAUUAACGAGAAAAGCGGUAUCUAAGAUAUGCGAAAAUUCAGACGAGAAAUCGUACUUGACCGACGAGGAUAUUGUGGAAACUUUCAAGAGCGAGAAAGUGAAGAGCCUCGAAGUGAAGGAGGAUCUCCACAGCGCACAAUUUUUAAUCAUUAAGAAUCCUAAAUGGGGUAUCUCACUAAUAGAUAUAAAUGACGAUAACGAAGCGACUGUUGAAGUGUUGGAUACUCUGGAUAAAUUAUUUUACGCUCGUCUAAAUGGAAAAGUCGGAAUGGUAAUCCUAAAUCCCGAGCUGCCGAUGCAAUGCCUUAUUAAGAACAAGCUCUUUACCAUAUUUUCUUCUCUCCUUAUAGUGGCAUUCGGUAUAUUAGCAUCAAUUGGGGCUCAAAAAUUAUUCCUUUGGUAUGUAAAACACAAGAAAUCUACGGAAAGAGAAGUGUUCAAACUUGUUAGUGAAAUUAUAAACAUUAUCGAGACACAUCAUCAAAAUGCGUCCAUUCAACCUGGUGGCACGCAAGAUAGUUUCCUCGCUAUAAAUCACGUACGAGACAAUCUAAUUUUACCGAAAGAUCGUAAGAGAAUGUCCGGUCUUUGGGAAAAAGCAGUAAAAUUUUUGGAUGAGAAUGAAUCGAGAAUUCGAAAAGAAGUGCAACAGGUGGCGGGAGAAGAAUUCUGUGUGUGGCGAUGGUUGCCAAAUAACAGUUUGAGCAAAUCUCCCGUGCAAAGCACGACUUCUUUGAGUAAGAAACCGAAAGUCUGGCAAGGACAAGCGUUCGAAACGAUGGAGGGAUCUGUUAACAGUUUGACAUGUUCACCGACACCUUGCCUAAAAAUCAGACACAUGUUUGAUCCAGAAAUUGAAACCGAAGAUGACUGGGAAACGAAAGUACAAGACGCUAUUUUAGAGAAAUGCGGAGAAGGUGUAAAGAUUCUCCACAUUCGAGUGGACAUUGGUAGCCGUGAGGGUUGUGUCUAUAUGAAAUGCCUGUCACAAGAAGACGCCGGGAAAGCUUACAGGGCAUUACACGGAUGUUGGUUCGAUGGUAAAUUAGUGACUGUAAAGUACCUGAGAUUAGAGCGUUAUCACGAGCGAUUUCCUGACGCCGCUCGUUGUGUAACACCUCUCAAGCCAAGCAACAAUCAACGAUUAUCUAUGCAGGCAAAUUAUUGGCAGUGUCCUGCGGAAUCGAAUUAACAGUGCAUAUUUCUGUUCGGGGAUUCAUCAGAACAUGGUUUUUGCACAUACAACUGUCUGCCGACCGACAUUUACGAAAUCUAUCUAUUUUCUUGCUUCGAGAUAAAAUACUUUCGUGCUGCAGCGCAUAUAUUAUAAGCGGAGAUUGUAACAGUGUGAUAACAUCCAAGGAUUGAAGAAACUUUUUAUAAGCAUUCUUUUUUUAAUUCGCUAACUUGUGUAUCAUAUUCUACUCUAUAUCUUUCAUGAUGAACGAGGAGGGUACGUGUUUUUAAUAGUUGAGUAAUAUAAUAAUAAUUAUAACAAUAACAUUAACAAUAAUAUAAUAAUAAAAUAACAUUAAUAAUAUACUUUUAAAGAGUUGUAAAAUAUUUUAAUGUUUUAUUUUAAUCUGAGUUUAUAGUAAUAGUGUUUUUAGCAAUACACAUGUGCGUAAGCAUAAUGUUAUUGCAUUCUUUAUAGAGUUAUCUGGAAGGAUUACACAAUUGCAUAAAACAUAUGUGCAGAGAAAUUAACUAAUUGUAAUCGGAUAAAUGUGGUAAUAUAUGCAAUCUUUUUUAGGCUCGUGA
This is a messenger RNA of Odontomachus brunneus, 3537 nucleotides long. It is a transcript of the gene MAN1, whose product is annotated as inner nuclear membrane protein Man1. Bases 449 to 2968 code for a protein of 839 amino acids. The transcript has 11 exons. The record is from RefSeq and is a predicted model, not a curated record. Gene Ontology annotation, cellular component: nuclear inner membrane. Gene Ontology annotation, molecular function: chromatin DNA binding. Gene Ontology annotation, biological process: negative regulation of BMP signaling pathway; nuclear envelope organization. Lineage: Eukaryota; Metazoa; Arthropoda; Insecta; Hymenoptera; Formicidae.